AUGAUGAUCGAUAAUUGGGUUGAGAGGCAGAGCGUUCACAGCUCUAUGUUCACGAACUCGGCUUCCAGUUCUUCAGAGUCGAGCUCCGGAGCUGCAUUUUCGUCUUCGGAUCAAACAGAGUCGAGCUACAAAAGACGGUCGAAACAGAGUCCGGCAGUAGUGGUCUCUGUUCGCUCCGAGAAUAUGGAGAAGCCGAAAAGCGAGAGUGGAAGUGGAGGCGGGUUUACGAAGACGAAGCUUAGAGCUCUCAAAAUCUACGGCGAAUUGAAGAAAGCCAAGCAACCCAUUUCGCCGGGAGGAAAAAUUGCGAGCUUCAUCAACUCGAUUUUCAAUUCCGGGAACGUCAAGAAAGCCAAGAUGUGCUAUGUUGGAGCUGUAGAAGACGUGAGUACUUCAGAGCAUGUAACCAAGUCUACUUACUCUUCUUCUUCGGCUUCAACUUUUUCAAGGUCUUGUUUGAGCAAACCUUCUUCAAGGUCCAAGAAAUCGAGCAAUGGCAACAAAAGGUCCGUGAGGUUUUACCCAAUAAGUGUGAUUCUUGGUGAAGAUGACACUCAAAUUUCAAGCCAUAAAUGUGUUUAUGAACAAGAUCCUAGCUUGAUGCCAAAACCCACAUUUCAAAAAUUUGCAAGAACUCCAGGUCAAAAUUUCCGGAGAAGCUUAUGUGAAGAUGGUGAUGAUGAGGAAAGUGAUGCUGAGAGUUAUUCAAGUUCGGAUCUUUUCGAGCUCAAUCAACCAGUUGGGAUUGGUAGAUAUAGAGAAGAACUUCCGGUUUAUGAAACCACUAAUGUCAGAACCAAUCAAGCCAUUGCCAAAGGCUUGAUAUUGUAA
Messenger RNA from Rosa chinensis, 831 nucleotides. RefSeq names its product protein BIG GRAIN 1-like B. The coding region runs from base 1 to 831 and encodes 276 amino acids. The transcript has a single exon. Gene Ontology annotation, biological process: auxin-activated signaling pathway. Lineage: Eukaryota; Viridiplantae; Streptophyta; Magnoliopsida; Rosales; Rosaceae. The record is from RefSeq and is a predicted model, not a curated record.